Messenger RNA from Racocetra persica, 519 nucleotides. NCBI's taxonomy places the organism in Eukaryota, Fungi, Glomeromycota, Glomeromycetes, Diversisporales, Gigasporaceae. The record is from the annotation of a GenBank genome assembly.
UGUGAGACAAUUUGUUAUUAGUCUAGAUUUGCCAAAAGUAAUUUAUAAUGUUCAAAUUAGUGUGAGACAAUUUGUUACUAAUAUAGAUAUAUCAAAGAGAAUUCAUGACAUUCCGAGUAGUGUGAGACAAUUUGUUACUAGCCUAGACGCACCAAAAGUGAUUCAAAAUACUCAAGUUAGUGUGAAACAAUUUGUCGCUAACAACAAGCCAGGAUUAAUAAGCGCAGGUGUAUCAGCGGCUAUUAAUAACUUAUUUAAGAUAGUAGGUUUUGGCCCAUUUAGUAUUUUUGUAGCUCUUGGAGUUGGUGCAUUAAAAAUUAAUAGUGGAUCAGGCGCAAGUCCAGAGGAUUUCUCAUUACACAUUAUCACUUACUUAUUAAGUUCACCUAUCUAUCUUGUGUUUCCAGAAAUAUUUCUCUUAAAUUUUAUUUUGGGAUUUGGAGUUAAUACGAUUACAUAUAGUGUAUUAAGUAACACAUAUCGUAAAGUUUAUGGAAUUGAUGAAAAAAUUCAUAUACA